This is a messenger RNA of Morchella importuna, 1155 nucleotides long. RefSeq lists its product as uncharacterized. The record is from RefSeq and is a predicted model, not a curated record. Gene Ontology annotation, molecular function: ferric iron binding; oxidoreductase activity, acting on single donors with incorporation of molecular oxygen, incorporation of two atoms of oxygen. Lineage: Eukaryota; Fungi; Ascomycota; Pezizomycetes; Pezizales; Morchellaceae. The transcript has a single exon. Bases 1 to 1155 code for a protein of 384 amino acids.
AUGGUCCAACUCACCAACUUCGUCUAUGCAAUUACAGCUGCCUCCAUCAUCGGAGCAGUCACUGCCCACCCCGGCUCCCACGACGGUGCCAGCGCCGCCGAGCUCGCCAGACGCUCCAACUUCAUCGCCAGCUCCAAGCGCUCUCUCGCUGGCUGUGCCAGCAAGAUGAAGGCCCGUGGCUUCGAGGAGAAGGCCAUUGCCCGCCGUGCGGCCCUCGCUGAAAGCAUUAGAGCCAAGAGGUCCAUCCAGGGCGGUCGUCAAUACCUCAAGGCCCGUGACUUGGCCACCGUCUUGGCCACCGACCACGCCUCCGACUUGGAGGGUGUUACCCUCAGCACUGAUUACAGUACCCUCUUCAGUGGUAACGUUUCUUGCGUCCUCCAGCCUGAGGUUACCCAGGGACCGUACUACGUCGACGGCGAGUUGGUCCGCCAGGACAUCAGGGAGACUCAGGGCGGUGUCGACCUCUACGCCGAUGUCCAGAUUGUCGAUGUCGCGACUUGCGAGCCCGUCCCCAACCUCUACCUUGACUGGUGGCACGCAAACGCCACUGGAGUCUACUCCGGAAUCGUUGCCAGCGGUAACGGCGACUCCUCCGAUGCCACCAACAUCGACAACAGCUUCCUCCGUGGCGUCCAGCCCACCGAUGAGGAUGGUGUCGCCCAAUUCCUCACCGUCUUCCCCGGCCACUACACCUCGCGUGCCACCCACGUGCACAUUCUCGGGCACCUCAACCCCACCGUUCUCGCUAACAACACCAUCAGCGGCGGUACCGUCUCCCACGUCGGCCAGGUCUUCUUCGACCAGGAACUCAUCAGCACCGUCGAGACUACCUCCCCCUACUCCACCAACACCCAGGAGCUCACCGCCAACGCUGAUGACCAGAUCCUCUCUGAGGAGGCCGCCGAUAUGGACCCCUUUAUGGAGUACGUCCUCCUCGGUGACAGUGUUUCAGAUGGUAUCUUGGCUUGGAUCUCUAUCGGUAUUGACACCUCUGCUUCGUACUCUGUCAGCUCUGCCGCUACCUGGACUGAGCACGGUGGUGUUGCCAACUCCAACUCUGGUGCUGGCGGAAUGGGCGGUGGCUCUGCCCCCUCUGGUACUGGUGCUCCCGGCGGUGGAAUGACUGCUCCUACUGGUGCUCCUCCUUCCUAA